This is a messenger RNA of Sphaeramia orbicularis (orbiculate cardinalfish), 3022 nucleotides long. RefSeq lists its product as uncharacterized. Gene Ontology annotation, biological process: monoatomic ion transport. Gene Ontology annotation, molecular function: extracellular ligand-gated monoatomic ion channel activity; methyltransferase activity; 2-oxoglutarate-dependent dioxygenase activity. Lineage: Eukaryota; Metazoa; Chordata; Actinopteri; Kurtiformes; Apogonidae. The record is from RefSeq and is a predicted model, not a curated record. The transcript has 15 exons. The coding region runs from base 90 to 2549 and encodes 819 amino acids. Gene Ontology annotation, cellular component: membrane.
UCCACACGUACUUCACUCUCUAUGGGAUUCUAGGAGUGGAUGAAAAGGCUCAGCUGUUGCGGACCUACAUCUGGUUGUCUUUUUGGUGGAUGAAUGAAUUCAUCAGCUGGGAUCCAGUCCAGUGUGGAACCCACAAGAUCUCUCUUCCCAGGGACCAGUUCUGGGUUCCAGAUAUAGUCAUUAAUGAAUUUAUGGAUGAGAACAAAGCUCCGUCCGUCCCGUACGUCUACCUCUACAGUGAUGGGAAGGUGUUGAACUCAGUCCCAGUUAAAGUGGUCAGCUCCUGUAACCUGGACAUCUACACUUUUCCCUUUGACGUUCAGAACUGCACUCUGUCCUUCAACUCCUACAUCCAUAAAGCCAGGGACAUAAAGAUGAAGUUAGGAUGGUCUAUAGAGAAAAUCACAGAGCGAUCCAAGAAAGUCAUGACGACCAUGGGGGAGUGGGAGCUGCUGGACAUCACAUACCAUAAUUACUCCAUGUCUGAUUAUGACGACAGCAAAGCCAUUGAUGAAAUUGCGUUCCAUGGCUGUGUCCUGAGCCCAUUCCUGUACACACUGUACACGUAUGACUGUACCCCCUUGUAUGACUCCAACAUCCUGGUUAAAUUCGCUGACGACACCGUUGUGGUGGGUCUCAUCUCCAGGGACGACGAGACAGCGUACAGGGAGGAGGUCCAGAGACUUGUAGCUUGGAGUUCAGUGAACAACCUGCAUCUGAACACAAGCAAAACUAAGGAGAUGGUGAUGGACUGGAGGAGGAACAGAGCAGACCCCGCCCCACUGCAGAUAGAUGGUGUCUGUGUGGAAAGGGUCUCCUCUUUCCGAUACCUGGGUGUACAUGUAGCAGAUGACCUCAGGUGGCACACGAAUACAGCUGCAGUAGUCGGCAAAGCGCAGCAAAGACUGUACUUUUUAAGACUACUAAAAAAAUGCCACCUGGAUGUGAAUCUGCUACAGACUUUUUACCGCUCCACUGUGGAAAGUGUACUGACAUACUGUGUCACAGUGUGGUAUGCCGGCUGCACGGCCAAGGACAAAAAAGCCUUGCAGGGGGUCAUAAAGGCAGCACAAAACAUCAUCGGCUGCCCCCUGCCCUCCCUGGAGGACAUUGCAAACUCUAGAGGGUUGAAGAGGGCAAGGAACAUCUUGCUAGACACAUCCCACCCUGGCCGGUGCCUCUUCAACCCCCUACCCUCAGGGAGGAGAGGCAGUUCUUGGCUUCUCUCCCGCUCUAAUGAAGCUGAUGGUAUGCUUCCUGGGUUGGGACCUUCGACAGGUGGUGAUAGCACAGCAAGUGGUGUCCGCAAUGGUUUUAAGCUUCUGGUCAUGCCGCCAGCGGUAACAGCCUACUCCCAGAGCUUUUGGGACAGUGUAGUGAAGGGCACAUCUGUUCCCCCAAAGGCUCUAACCUCAGACCUGAAUGACCCUUCAGUCACUUCUGAUUCUGAAGGAGCUGUGGGCGUCCUGGGAUCUACUGGCACUGAGAAAUCUAUGGAAGGAGGACGGAGUAGGUUUCUGAAGAAAGCUCCAACAUCUGCAACGCUCAGCAAAAGCCCAGUUCAGCACAGGCCGGAACCCAGAUAUCUGGCGUCUUCUCACCAUAGUUCCCAGAGUUCUGCCUUAAGUCCGCUUGCACAAACCGAGAACCGCAGCUCUAGAAGUAAGCGAAGCAGGCAUGACCUGGGCGUGUCAGCAGCAGGAGCCCAGUCAGCUGAGGUUGCCACGGUUCUGUCAGCCCGGUUCAGCCCUGACCACAGUCUGGACAAGAGACCAUUCCUCAAGAACACAACAGCUAGAUCUGCUGUGACCGCGGGUCCAAAAAGAAACCAGUCUGGUGCCAUGCCCCCAUCUGAUGACGCUUCAGUGCCUGUGGUUGGAGUGACACCGUCAGCAAGAGGAGUGAGUGGAGUGAGUGUGGACAGUGAUGAGGAGGACAUGAAGAGACUGUUGGAGGAGUCUGAAGGUUCAACACACCACACCAGAAGACCAGGAACAGCUGCUUCUAUGAGAGCCACAGACAAGACGUCAAACAGACAGAGUCAUAAAGUCAUCGGGUCUUCUGUGGCGUCUGCCCGGCGCCCUUCGCCCUCUGACCCGUCCCCUCCUCGCCAUAGGUCUCCUCUUGGAUGGACCGGUGCAGCUCUGAACCCCCCCAGCCCUGCUGUUCUCUCUCCGUCCCCCCGUCGUUCUUCUGCGCCCCCUUCACCUCCAGACAGCCCAGUGUCCACCUACAGGAAGGCCCGCCCCAGUCGUCCACAGCGCUCACCAUCCUCUACCUCCAGCCUGCGGGGGGCGCUGUCUGUGGAGGAACUCUUUCCUGUGGACCGUCAUUCAAACGACUCCGGCAGUGAAAUGAGCUCAGCCUCUUCUGAAGACUUUAAGAUUAAUGUGAUGGGAUUAGACGACCUUGUGCCUGGAUUUACUGAGGAAACAGGAGAAAAGGUGGUUGUACUUGUGGGCGGAGCCUCAAGGAUCCUGGUCCGGAAGACAUUUCUAUCGGUGUUCCACAGUAUGUGCAUGCUUUUAGCACCUCCAACCCAUCUAUGAUCGUUCUUAUUGAAAUGCUGAAACAGCAGCUCGCCAUGACGAGACAGUUCAUGGACCGCAGCCGCCAUCUGCACUGGAGUCUGGUCCAGAGUCUGGAACCACCAAACUACAAAUACACCAGCCUGAAGGACACCAAGAGGUUGAACCGUCCAAUCAGAGAAAACCAGACCCUGGAUCAGCUGAUGCUGACGUCACAGACUCACAGAGCUGCUGCUCAGUCACCUCUAGGUGGACCGGACCACACCCCACUAGUUCCAGAGUCCUGAAGGCAGUGUCAAGGACCUGAACUGUCCCCAAAUGGACCCGUCCCAACUGGAGCCUAUGUCCUGGUGUCCAAAUGUCCCUAAACCCUGGUCUGAGUUGAACCAGCAGUGCACACCCAGCUGUCAGUCAAACACCAGGCUGGAUUCAGGACACACCCACUAGAGCAGGGGUGCCAGUCCUGGUCCUCGAGAUCUACUAUCCUGCAUGUU